AUGCUUCAAGGACAGAGACUUUAUCUGAACUCCCUUGUGUCCGGAGGCCUAGGCUUCAUCACUUUUGGCUGGGAUGCAGGCGUUCUGGGGGGAGUCCUCUUGACUCCAUCGUUCCAGAGUGCUAUGGGCAAGUACCCAAGCGUCACGACAAUUACCAUGAUUGCAUCGGUGUUCCUUCUGGCGUCGUGGUUAGGCUGUAUCAUCGUCUCCAUUGCUGGCAUGAUGAUGGGACGGAGAAUGUGGAUCAUUGCUGGCAGCAUCACUCAGAUUCUGGGCUCGAUCGUGUCUGUUUCGAGUUUCGGCUACGGCCAGUUAAUCGCUGGGAGGGUGCUGGUUGGCAUCGGCAACGGCUUCUUGACAUCUAUGAUCCCAGUUUACGUCGCCGAGAUGGCUGUUCGGAAAGAAGAUCGCGGUCGCGGUGUAAACGCCAUGAUUGCAUGUGCCUCUGCUGGCACCGCACUGGCAUACUGGACCGAUUUUGGCAUGGUCUUCAGGACUGGACAGGUUGUCUGGCGGUUCCCAGUAGCCUUCCAAAUCUUCUGGGCUCUUUUGACUAUUGGCACGAUCUACUUCAAUCCAGACACCCCUCGCUACUACUACGCGAAGUCGCUUCACACCGAAGCGGACGCACUGCUCUGCCGUCUCUAUGCCACUGAGAUAUCAGAUCCAGUCGUCGACGAAGCAAGGAAAGACAUUCUUGCAUCUCUAGAGCUCGAACGCGCCUCUACCGCCAGUCUGCGCAUCAAAGACUUCUUCUGGGACACCUCAGACGUGCAAGCCGCACGCCGCAUUCGCACAGGUGUCAUCCUAGUCGGCCUCGCUUACCUCAUCGGCACGAACAUGAUCUUCUACUAUAUGACCGUCAUAUUUCAAUCGUACAUUGGUCUCGCGCCACUCACAGCCUCAGGCCUCUCUGGCGCGGCUUGCACAAUCCUGGCGAUCGCCAACUUUGUGGGUGUCGCGUUCAUGGAGAAGCUUGGGAGAAGGACAUGGCUUAUGGCCGGCGCGGUCGGUUUAAGUAUCUUCAUGGCGGCGUUUAUCGGCUGCCUGGCGAACCCGGGCACAAAGACUGGCGCUGCGGCCGCCGCCAUGUUAUUCUUGUGGAUUGUUUGUUUUGCACCUACGUGGGGUCCUGUUACCUAUGUCUAUGCCUCCGAGAUUAUGCCACUCCGCUACCGUCAUCUCGGCUUCGCGCUCUCUAUCUCAAGUCAAUGGAUCAUGGCUUUCAUCACCGUCUUUGCUGGGCCAAUCGCUAUUGCCGAUCCCAAGGUCGGCUGGAAGACGUGGUUCUGGUUCUUGGUGUUCAGCAUUGCCGCAGUGCCCUACGUCUACUUCUGCUGUCCGGAAACCCGCGGUCGUAGCCUUGAGGAGAUUGAUCUUAUCUUCAUGUCUGAGAGUGCUCGAGGAAGCGCAGCGGCCAGGCAACUAGAACAUGGUGAUGUUGUCAGCUUCGGUGACUUGGAGACUCCGCCGUCGAUGGAAAAGACGAACAAGCGUAUUGUUGUGGAAGAAGGUGUUAGUGAUCAGCCACAACUACGGGCAUAA
Molecule: messenger RNA, 1545 nt
Organism: Coniosporium apollinis CBS 100218
Lineage: Eukaryota; Fungi; Ascomycota; Dothideomycetes
Exons: 7
Coding region: 1-1545 (514 amino acids)
Biological process (GO): transmembrane transport; carbohydrate transport
Cellular component (GO): membrane
Molecular function (GO): carbohydrate:proton symporter activity
Source: RefSeq, a predicted model, not a curated record